Molecule: messenger RNA, 966 nt
Organism: Rhagoletis zephyria (snowberry fruit fly)
Lineage: Eukaryota; Metazoa; Arthropoda; Insecta; Diptera; Tephritidae
Source: RefSeq, a predicted model, not a curated record
AUGAAAGCACUUCAAGAAGCAGAUGAAGCCAUCGCACAGGAACAGGAUAAACCAACUUUAGAUUUGCCCUCAAAUAUGGAAUUGUCGGAAGAUGCUCAGUCAACGAUUUGCACAACAACCACUAGCAAUUCAGGCGAGGAAAAAGUAUAUGGAAUACUCGGCUUGGGACUAAUCAGCCAGCUGAUACUAAAGCAAAUACUCACCAAUGGCUACCGCUGCAUUGUCUGGGACAUCGAACUGCUUCAAGGCAACAUUAAACUUUCUGACGAACGUAUCAGCAUCGCAAAAACUCCAGGAGAAGUUAUUCGCAAUUCACGCAUUAUUUUCAGCUUUGUUGAUUUUGAUGUGAAAAUGAUGAUUUACGGAAAUGAUGGCGUUCUAACAUCAAUCGACUCUACUAAAGGAUACGUGGAGAUGAGUCAUAUAGACCAUCUUUCCUCAAAAGAAAUCAGUGCAAGCAUCGAAGGCAAAGGUGCUCGAUACAUCGAAGCUGGGACUAUUUAUUUCCCAGGGAUUUUAGAAAAGGCUCAAGGCAUCACCAUUAUGGCUGGAAAUCGAUCGCUUUUCGAUGAAUGCUCUCCUUUAUUUGACUCAACUAGUAGCAAGAUCUUCUAUUUAGGUCCUGUUGUUGGGCUGGCAACUCUGGAAAAGACGUUCAUCUCAUCACUUUGCAAUAUUAUGACUUCUGCGAUGGGUGAAUCGUUUCGCAUUGUGCGUCAAGCCAACUUGAACGUUGAGACUUUCACGGAAAUAGCCCAAAUAUGCUUGAAUCAUCAAAUGGAAAGAUCAUUUGAAUUGCUUUUGAAUCAACAAGAAAUUCCUUUGCAGAAGAUGAUUAAGGAACAACAGUACAUGCAAAGGGAAGCUUCUAAUUAUUUAGUCUCUCUGCCCAUUACUGCGAUCGCCACCCAAUCUUUACUUGCAAUGUCAGACCAGAAGAAUGUGGAGUACAACCGCAAAGACUAG